CCUUGGAGAUGAUCCCUUUUCACCCUUUGGCCCUUACUUACUCAUCUUAGGGACGUAAAGUUGUAAAAAAAGAAAAUUCGGAAUUGUGACUUCCCAGCUUCGAUGCGUAAGUCUUGCACCUGACGUGGGCGGUGUCCGCAGGAGCAGCCUACCUGCCCCUGUCAGGCACUUCAUCUGCAGGAGGGGCUCUGGGGGUUUCCAUAACCCCGCGUUCGAGUCCAUCGCGUGGCACCUACUGCCAUUGUUUGAUAAGAAACUGUUGGUGCGUUCGUCUACUGAACCAGACUGUGAAUCUUGAGCUCGGGAAGUGUCCUCAUCCCAGUACGCAGCAUGGGGUUUCACACGCUGGAGCUGCUCAAGAAUUAGCAAAAAAAAACAAAAGUGUACUGACGCGGGGGGGGGAAGCGUGGAGGAUGUGUACUGAAUAUAGUUGCCUAAUCGCGUCCGGAGAAGGAAAUGACACCUCCCUCCUCAAAUGAAGAUACUGAUUAAAACACAUUAUGCAGUUAAAGUGUGACAGUGAAGAAAUGAUUUGACUUCUAAACAAUAAAGCGACCAAACCUUCCUAUUGAGGCUUUGAUAUCCCGGUUACGGUUACAUCUGCUUUGGAAUCAUUUAUGAGAAAGAGCUGUUACAUAAAAAGAACUCACCUGGGCCUGCAGUGCUUCUACUUUUGGAAUUAGAAGUUGCCUUUUAAAUACGUUUCUUCCCUUAGACUUCUGUGAAUGUUAAAUUGCUGCUUAAUAUGAUGUCAAGAAAUAAUUUGGAGGCAUCUAGCUGUAAAAUGACAGAGCCAUUUAAUUUUGAGAAAAAUGGAAGCAGGCUUCCACCACCUCACUCUUUAAGAAGUCCCGGAGGACGUCCUAACCAUCCUAACUUCAGGUUGAAAAGCCCAGAGAAUGGAAAUAAAAAGAACAAUUUUUUGCUUUGUGAGAAAACCAAACGAUAUCUGGCUAGUCAGGAAGACAAUUCAGUAUCUUCAAACUCUAACGGCAUCAAUGGAGAAGUGACUGGGUCCAAAGGAGACAGGAAGACGUUACCAACAGGUAACUCUAUGUCAUCAUUAAAUGUUGGAAAUAAUUCACCACCAGAAGAAAUAAAUAGUAAGCCUAGAAAUAAUGUGUCUCCUGCAAAGUCAAAAAAAGUGCACAGGUUGGUUGAGAACUCCUUGUCCAUAAAUAACCCAGCACUCUUCAGCUCCUUAGGACCUCCUCUUCGGUCGACAACUUGCCAUCUCUGUGGCCUGUUUGGGUCGCUGAGGUGCUCACAGUGCAAGCAGACAUACUACUGCUCCGUCUCAUGCCAGAGAAGGGACUGGGCAGCCCACAGCAUCGUGUGCAAACCUGUUCAGCAAAAUUUCCGCAAACUUGAAGAUAAUAAAUCAGCUUUUGAAACAAAGAACACAGAAGUGAAAAAAGAGGGUGACUGUCCUCUUGGAGUUGCUAAAGAAAUAGCCAUUUGUGCUGAUAAAAUAAUGUUUUCUGAUUUGAGAAGCCUACAACUCAGGAAGACCAUGGACGUAAAGGGUACGGUUACUGAAUUCAAACAUCCAGGUGACUUUUAUGUGCAGUUAUAUUCUUCAGAAGUUUUAGAAUACAUGAACCAACUCUCUGCAAGCUUAAAGGAGACAUAUGCAAAUAAGGCACAUGAAGAAGAUUAUAUUCCUGUGAAGGGGGAAGUUUGUGUUACCAAGUACACUGUUGAUCAGACCUGGAACAGAGUAAUAAUACAGGACGUUGAUGUGCUGCAGAAGAAGGCACAAGUCUUAUAUAUUGAUUAUGGAAAUGAGGAAAUAAUUCCUGUAAAUAGAAUUCACCAACUAAACAGAAAAAUUGACUUGGUUCCUCCCUGUGCCAUAAAAUGCUUUGUGGCCAAUAUUAUCCCAGCAGAGGGGAAUUGGAGCAAUGAUUGUAUCAAAACUAUUAAAUCACUGUUAAUGGAGCAGUACUGCUCUAUAAAGAUUGUGGACAUCUUAAAAGAGGAAGUGGUUUCCUUUGCUGUGGAUAUUAUGCUGACAAGUUCAGGAAAAUUCUUAGACCAUAUACUCAUAGAAAUGGGAUAUGGCUUGAAACCCAAGGAACAAAAUUCUAAGAAGCAAAGUGCAGAUUCAAGUGAUCCUGAAGAUGUCGGGAAAAUCACAGCUGAAAACAAAAUUGUUGUAGACAGAAGUGACCUAAUCCCCAAAGUGUUGACUUUGAAUGUAGGUGAUGAGUUUUGUGGUGUGGUUGCCCACAUUCAGAGUCCAGAAGACUUCUUUUGUCAGCAGCUACAAAGUGGGCGUAAGCUUGCUGAACUUCAGGCAUUGCUUAGCGAGUACUGCAGUCAGGUGUCUCCACGCUCCAAUUUUUAUCCAACCAUUGGUGAUAUCUGCUGUGCUCAGUUCUCUGAGGAUGCCCAGUGGUACCGUGCCUCUGUUUUGGCUUAUGCUUCUGAGGAAUCUGUACUGGUCGGAUAUGUAGACUACGGAAACUUUGAAAUCCUUAGUUUGACAAGACUUUGCCCCAUAACUCCAAAGUUGUUGGAAUUGCCAAUGCAAGCUCUAAAGUGUGUGCUAGCAGGAGUGAAGCCAUCAUUAGGAAUUUGGACUCCAGAAGCUAUUUGUCUGAUGAAAAAGAUUGUACAGAACAAAAUGAUCACUGUGAAAGUGGUGGACAAGUUGGAAAACAGUUCCCUGGUGGAACUUAUCGAUAGAUCUGUGACGCCCCACAUCAGUGUCACCGAAGUGCUCAUCAACGCAGGCUUUGCCGUGGGGGACAAGGGAGUAGUGACAGAUAAACCCGGUGACGUGAAAGAAGCCACUGUUCCCUUGGGUGUAGAAGCAAAAGUCAGUCUGUUGGAGUGGACAUGGGUUGAACUUGCUGUUGAUCAAACAGUAGAUGUUGUGGUCUGUAUGAUGUAUAGUCCUGGAGAAUUUUACUGCCAUGUGCUUAAAGAGGAUGCUCUAAAGAAACUCAAUGAUUUGAACAAAUUGCUAGCAGAAUAUUGCCAGCAGAAGUUGCCUAAUAAUUUUAAGGCAGAAAUAGGGCAACCCUGUUGUGCUUUUUUUGUAGGUGAUGGUAAUUGGUAUCGUGCUUUAGUCAAGGAAAUGUUACCAAAUGGAAAUGUGAAGGUACAUUUUGUGGAUUAUGGAAACACUGAAGAAGUAACUGCAAAUGAACUCCAAAUGAUCCCAUCCAAAUUUUUAAAACUUCCAUUUCAAGGGAUACAGUGCUGGCUAGUAGAUGUACAGCCUAGAAACAAACAUUGGACUAAAGAAGCUAUAGCAAGAUUUCAGACGUGUGUCGCAGGGAUAAAACUUCAAGCCCGAGUGGUUGAAAUCACUGAAAAUGGAGUGGGAAUUGAACUCACUGAUCUUUCCACUUCUUAUCCCAGAAUAAUCAGUGAUAUUCUGAUUGAUGAACAUCUGGUUGUAAAAGCUCGUUCACCACGUAAAGACUUGGUAAAAAACAGUCCUGUUAAUAAACAUGAUCUUCGAAUUGAUGUCCCGAGGCUUCAAGCCACCUCUUCAGCUGAGCAGUGGAGGACAAUAGAAUUGCCAGUUAAUAAAACUGUGCAAGCAAGCAUAUUAGAAAUCGUAAACCCAAAGUUGUUUUAUGCUCUACCAAAUGAAGUGCCAGAAGAUCAGGAAAAACUGUGUGUAUUGACAGCCGAACUGUCAGAAUAUUGCAAUGCUCAGAAAAGUCAGUCGUCCUAUAGACCAAAAAUUGGAGAUGCAUGCUGUGCCAGAUACACAAGUGAUGAUUUCUGGUACCGUGCCAUUGUCCUGGGGACCUCAGAUGCUGGUGUGAAAGUGCUCUAUGCAGACUAUGGAAACGUUGAAACUCUGUCUCUUUUCAGAGUACAACCAAUUGCUGCCAGCCACCUGGAGCUUCCUUUCCAAGUUAUUAAAUGUUCCCUUGAAGGACUAAUGGAAUUGAAUGGAAGCUGUUCUCAGUUAAUAAUAGAGCUACUGAAAAAUUUCAUGUUGAAUCAGAAUGUAAUGCUUUCUGUAAAAGGAAUUAUCAAGAAUGUCCACACGGUGUUGGUUGAGAAGUGCUCUGAGAAUGGUACCAUCAGUAUAGCCAAUAAGCUGGUGAUGUGUGGUCUGGCGAAAAACAUCGUGUCUGAAAAGCAAAGUGCUGUAAAUAAAGAAAAGGUGAACAGGAUGAAUUGCUGCUGCAGUGAGUUACAGAAACAAGUUGAAAAACAUGAACAGAUUCUUCUCUUCCUCUUAAACAAUCCAACCAAUCAAAAUAAAUUUAUUGAAAUGAAAAAAUUGUUAAAAAGUUAAAAACAGUCUUUCUUGGAGAUGAACACUUAUUGAGAAAGGAAACAGCGAAGGCUAGACUUAGGAGACAAAGUACAGCAUCUUGUGUUUUUGUUUCUUGGAAACUUUUUCCUUAGUGACCUUUUAUGCCUUCAUUUUUGUUUGCUUACCACUCUUCUAUCUAGGUUGGGUAGUCUUACUUUUUUCCUUCUAAGUUCUUCCUCCCAAGUAAGUCUUGAAUAAAAGAUUCAUACGAAGUGCAUGGGAUUAUCGGGAUGGGAUACAUGGGGCUCUCUAGUGUACAUACAACUUUUUGUUACUUAAAGGUACUGAAGAAAAUAUGAAAAAAUAUUGAUCCAAAAAAUACUGGAUGAAUCUAGUUGGUAGACACAUGAGUUUUAUUUUUUGGACUUUUCUGUAUGUUUGAUAUAUUUUGUAAUAAAAUACACCCUGCUCUCCCUGUUACAAUCUGUCUCUUGCACGUAAUAAAUGUUCUUUGCUUUGUUGUUGCUUGGAUCUCUGCCUUCUUUUCCUGUCCACUCUGAGAUCAUCAGCUUCCUUCUCUCCAUCCUGAUUCGGAUCACGUUUCCUUCAGCCUUCAGGCACAGUCUGCCCUUGGGCUCUCACCCACUUGAACUGGGGAAGACACUUUCUCUUCCUGUUCCUGCCAUCUUUCCAAAUUGUAGCCACUUAGAUUUUUAGUGUAGAUAGAAUUUACAUUUUGUGAAGCACAAAUACAGUUAACAAUUUAAGUUAAAACACUAAGAGUUAUAUAUUUUUCUUGAUGCACGUGAAGUCAUCUUAAACUCUAAGUGACAUAUGCAGAAUUAUGGGCUAGCUGACUUUCCUGCCAGUCUGUAUGUUUCUAUUUGGGGAUUUUUUCAUGAUUUAAGUAUCAGACUGUGACAGCCUAAGAAGAUGUUGUCAUCAACUCAAAGAAGAAACUUGACUUUUUUUUUUUGGCCUUUACUGGUAAUGUGUCAGCUAGAUUAAAUGGGGUUUUUCCUCAUGUAAAAAGCUAUUCAAAUAUUGAUGUGCUUCUAUUAGAUAAAAAUUUAA
Messenger RNA from Hippopotamus amphibius kiboko, 5305 nucleotides. RefSeq names its product tudor domain containing 1 (gene TDRD1). The transcript is spliced from 27 exons. The coding region runs from base 746 to 4270 and encodes 1174 amino acids. The record is from RefSeq and is a predicted model, not a curated record. Lineage: Eukaryota; Metazoa; Chordata; Mammalia; Artiodactyla; Hippopotamidae.